GAUCAGCUUUCUCUGCUAGUUCCCACCCUCGGACUUCUUAGCCCCUGGAAUGCGAGAGAGGCUCAGGGAGUUCCCGGAGUGGGGCGUAGAGGUAUCGCCCGCAAAGGCCUGGGGGCGAGACUUCUAGUUGGAGGAGGUGCUGGAAGCUACCGGGGAGCCACUGGUGGGGACCUUCCUAGGGUCCCUUUCCCUUCGUGGGGUGCUAUGGAGUUCCCAGAACACAGCCAGCAGCUGCUGCAGAGCCUCCGAGAGCAGCGGUCGCAGGGUUUCCUUUGUGACUGCACGGUGAUGGUGGGUAGCACCCAGUUCUUGGCCCAUCGGGCUGUGCUGGCCUCCUGCAGCCCAUUUUUCCAGCUUUUCUAUAAAGAGCGGGAACUGGACAAGAGGGAUCUGGUGUGUAUCCACAACGAGAUUGUCACAGCCCCAGCCUUUGGGCUGCUUCUGGACUUUAUGUAUGCUGGCCAGCUGGUCCUGAGGGGGGAUACCCCUGUGGAGGAUGUGCUGGCAGCUGCCAGCUACUUGCACAUGAAUGAUAUUGUCAAGGUGUGUAAGCGGCGGCUGCAAGCCCGGGCCCUGGCAGAGGCGGAUAGUACCAAGAAGGAGGAAGAAACCAACUCACAGCACCCUAAUUUGGAGUUUUUGUCCAGCACUUCCCGUGGCCCCCAACCUUCGUUGGCAUCUGCAGAGACAUCAGGCCACUGGGGCAAAGGGGAAUGGAAAGGCUCAGCAGCUCCCUCACCUACUGUCUGUCCUCCAGAUGAGCCACCGAUGCCGGCUGGGGCUGAUACUACACAGCCUGGUGUGGAGGUUGACUCACUGCAUCUGCGGGCACCUCCUCCACCAGUGGCUGAUGUCUCUCUUGCCAGCCCCAGUAGCUCCACAGAGACCAACCCUGCAAACUACUUCUCUUCGGGUCUCCCAACGGUUUCAGUGGAGCCACUGGCUCCCCUUGAUGUGGUUUCUGAGAAUCUGAGGGUGGUGGAACCAAGGGGAACUGGAGGACCACUGCAAGGCUUCUAUCCCCCAGCUUCGGCUGCAGUCCCAGUCCCAGCCCCAGUUCCAUCCCAGGCUCCAGCCCCAGCAGAAGCGGAGCUGGUCCAGGUGAAAGUAGAAGCUAUUGUGAUUUCUGAUGAGGAGCCCGAUGCCUCGGAGGAACAGCCUCGGGGUCCUGAGGGACUGUUCCCACCUGGGGGAGCAAUGUAUGGUGAACAGCCCCCCCAGCCAGAGGCCUUUGAAGAGCCAAGGGCAGCAGGACUGGAGGAGGUGGGGGCCAGUGACCACUUCCUGCCGCCAGAUCCUCACCUACCCUACCAUUUGCUGCCAGGUCCAGGGCAGUAUCAUCGAGGACUGGUGACCUCACCCCUGCCUGCUCCGCCCACCCUGCACGAGCCACUCUACCUGCCUUCUGAGUAUGAAGCAGCCCCAGGAAGCUUUGGGGUUUUUACUGAGGAUGUUCCCACUUGCAAGACAUGUGGGAAGACCUUCUCAUGUUCUUACACACUACGGCGCCAUGCCACAGUGCACACGCGUGAGCGACCCUACGAGUGCCGCUACUGCCUGCGCAGCUACACGCAGUCAGGGGACCUGUACCGCCACAUCCGCAAGGCUCACAAUGAGGACCUGGCCAAACGCAGCAAACCGGAUCCAGAGGCUGGCCCCCUCCUGGGAGUGCAGCCCAUCCCUGGCUCCCCGACAGCAGAUAGACAGAACAGCAGUGCUGGAGGGCCACCCAAAAAUUUUGUACUUGGCCCCAAAAACUAACAUCUGUGAGAGCA
Eubalaena glacialis (North Atlantic right whale) is the source of this 1775-nucleotide messenger RNA. RefSeq names its product zinc finger and BTB domain containing 3 (gene ZBTB3). The transcript has 2 exons. Gene Ontology annotation, biological process: regulation of transcription by RNA polymerase II. Gene Ontology annotation, cellular component: nucleus. NCBI's taxonomy places the organism in Eukaryota, Metazoa, Chordata, Mammalia, Artiodactyla, Balaenidae. Gene Ontology annotation, molecular function: DNA-binding transcription factor activity, RNA polymerase II-specific; RNA polymerase II cis-regulatory region sequence-specific DNA binding; protein binding. Bases 205 to 1761 code for a protein of 518 amino acids. The record is from RefSeq and is a predicted model, not a curated record.